Myiozetetes cayanensis is the source of this 1470-nucleotide messenger RNA. RefSeq names its product coiled-coil domain containing 28A (gene CCDC28A). Lineage: Eukaryota; Metazoa; Chordata; Aves; Passeriformes; Tyrannidae. The transcript has 5 exons. The record is from RefSeq and is a predicted model, not a curated record. The coding region runs from base 222 to 776 and encodes 184 amino acids.
GCAGAAGAUUUUAAUUACUGCAGGCCUGGGCAGCUUCUCCUGAAAACUGGAUUCUCGUGUUCUCAGGAACAAGGGACUGCUCAUCUCGGAGGGCUGUAUUUCCGUGAGCUGCUUUCCCCCUUGCUUUUAUUGUAAACGCCAGUUUUAAUGGAUGUUUUUUUACUUUCUUCUCUUCCCUGUGAAGGACAAGAUACUAGUCUACAUGCACUAAACUGGAAGAAAUGGAAGAAAGGAAGAUCAAGAGGAGGAGCCCCAAAUCAUCUACCAGUCACCCUGCUCAGGUUGCUAACUCCAAGAAGAGCUCAGUGCCAGUCAGUAAGAGUACAGCCUUUUCCAACCCUGCCCCACAGCCUGCUGUGCAGAAACCAAAGCUGAAACGUGUAAUAAAAGAGAAAGCCAAACCUCCAGGAGGUGAAGCAAAAGGGGCGCAGGCAGCACCAAUCCAGCAUUCUUUUCUCACAGAUGUAUCAGAUGUCCAGGAAAUGGAAAGGGGACUCCUGAGUCUCUUGAAUGACUUCCACUCUGGCAAACUUCAAGCAUUUGGAAAUGAAUGUUCCAUAGAGCAGAUGGAGCAUGUACGGAGCAUGCAGGAGAAACUUGCUCGCCUCAACCUGGAGCUCUACGGGGAGAUGGAAGAACUGCCUGAAGAUAAAAGAAAACUAGCCAGUGAUUCCAACCUGGAUAGGCUGCUGUCAGAUCUAGAAGAACUGAAUUCAUCUAUCCAAAAACUACAUUUAGCAGAUGCUCAAGAUAUUCCAAAUGGUACCACGGGCUGAGAGAACAGCUUUGUCAAUUUGGAUUCUCACAGAAGCUUUUAAUUUGUUUUUCCUGACAAUGGAAUUGGGAACAGUUGUGACUUUGUGUUGGUUUGUUUUCUUUUACACAACAAAGAAUUGAAGUGCAAAUUCAGGUGUUUAUUUUGCACAUUCCUCUGAGCACCACAUUAUGUCAGGGCUCAGGACCUAGAGUUGUAAAUUAUUGUCAUGCUGUGCUUUUUAUUAUUGCCUUACUUAACAGAAAAACUGGGAACAGGGGGAAGUACAUUUCUUCUUAGUGUUCACAUGGUUGAAAAUGAUACACGUCUACAAGUUCACUGGCACUUCUCUGGUUUUUAAGAAAGUAGUGAUAAUGUUGCCUUUCUGAUCCACUACACAGACAAUCUGCACACUGUGUCUUUAGUGUUUUGUUGAUCAGUGAUGCCACAGAUUAAUUUAUUGUUAAUAAAGUGAAAAAUUUUGAAUAUAUGAUGUUUCAUUUAGAGAAGCUGCUGUCGGUUCAGCUGUGUUAAGAAGAUGAGUUCUGGCAUUGUCCGAACGUUUGCAGAGUUUACUUUUUUCCAUUACUGUGAAUAAUUGUAAAAUGUCAAUAAAUUAAAACUAGUGUGCAUACUAGCAGUCCACAUAAUUUAAGUACUGUGAAAGUCCCAAAAUCGGGUAAACAGUUAUUGUUCAAUAAAUCCAAUAUAUGCAA